Molecule: messenger RNA, 447 nt
Organism: Phytophthora sojae
Lineage: Eukaryota; Oomycota; Peronosporomycetes; Peronosporales; Peronosporaceae
Exons: 1
Coding region: 1-447 (148 amino acids)
Molecular function (GO): protein binding
Source: RefSeq, a predicted model, not a curated record
AUGCCGCCAAAGUCUGCCGUCGCUGCGGAGCGGCUCAAGAAGGAGCUGGCCGCCCAGAAGGCUCGUGCCGAAGCGCUCAAGCAUCUCCAGAGCACCGGUAGCGGCCCGAGCCAGCGCGAACUGGCGCAGCAGCAGCAACUGAGGCAGAAGCAGACAGCCAACGCCACCUCCGCAGUGGCGCAGCGUCGCGUGCUAGGCGCGCAGCCGCAGGAGCAGUCGGCAGCCGACAAGCUCGACCCUCGCGUGAGGGACAACACGCUGCAUGCAGUGGCUUUGAGGCGCGCUCAGGAGCUGCAGAAGACGCAGCAGAUCGAGCAGAAGACGGAGAGCUACAGGCUGGACUUCCACUCGACAGAACGCAACGCCCUCCCUCCAGGGUGGCAGGAAGUGGUGGACCCGGCGUCUGGAGACCGGUACUAUUGGAACGAGGUGGGCAACAAUAGCUAG